Bradysia coprophila is the source of this 1514-nucleotide messenger RNA. RefSeq lists its product as uncharacterized. Gene Ontology annotation, molecular function: phosphoric diester hydrolase activity. NCBI's taxonomy places the organism in Eukaryota, Metazoa, Arthropoda, Insecta, Diptera, Sciaridae. The record is from RefSeq and is a predicted model, not a curated record. Gene Ontology annotation, biological process: lipid metabolic process.
ACCCACUGGAUUCAAUUUAGUUGAUUUCACGGAGCGACCAUGAACAGAACCAAAAUUUUACAACUGUUCAUACUUGUCGUUCUUGCUUGCAUUGUCCAGGUGUCUGCAAGACAGAACACUGGUAGACUGUUGGAACCCAUUUCUGCAUGUCCCGUAUAUCUAACCAUCUCGUCAAAAGGCAAAAGCUUAGAAGAAUCACCGAUUAUUGUAAAUUGGGGUCCGUCCUGCAAAAAUCCACCGAAAUGGAUCGGACUUUUUGACAAAGAUCCAUCCACUAAUGGCGAUGAAGCAAGGACGUAUAUUGUAACGAAUAGCACUCAGAAAGGAGUAUAUGAGACGAACGUGACCGUUGGCCAAUUAACACUACCAGAAGGAUGGAAUCGAAACGAUUUUUUAAGCGAGCCACCCAAACGCGUUAACGGCGGACAAUGUUUGUCGUUUUUUGUAGCAUCGUACGACGAAACUUCGUUGAAAUCGUUGGAUUGUUUGAAAAUUCAACCGACCUGGAUGAGCGAGAUAAGUCAUUUGAAAGAAGUGCCGCUCAAAAAUUUAUUCAUACCCGGUACUCACUGUUCGGGAUGUUACUAUAAAAAGUCGAAUGGACCAAAUGUUUUGGUAGAAAAGUUCGGAUUAACACAAAAUUUUGAUGUGUGGACUCAAUUAGUCCUCGGGAUAAGAUAUUUGGACAUAAGUGUUGGAUAUAAUGACGACGUCGAUGAACCAGUGAAAUUUUGGGCUGUGAACGAGAAUUUAUUUAUUACGCCAAUAUCAGUAAUCAUUGGAGAUAUAAGACGAUUCAUUUCACUGGCCAAUCAAAUUGUAAUAAUUGAUUUCAAUGCAUUUCCAAUCGGAUUUAAUCGAGAUCGUCAUCUCCAAUUCUUGAAAUACUUGGAAAGUGAAUUUAAACACAUUGCAUAUCCCAACGACCAUGUAUCACAUUCAUACGAUUUAACGAUCACUGACAUGGAAUCACGAGGGAGAUUGUUGAUAAUAUACAAUCAACCGGAUAUGGAAAAAGAAACCAACAUCAUUUGGCCGUCGUGGAAACGAUUUUCAACCAAAGAUUUGAGAACAACGGAAAUGAAAGAGUAUAUGAGGAAAGUGUUUUCGAUGAAGUAUAAUGGAAGUGCAAGCGAUCAUAUUGGCUGGUCAUUUUUUGGGAGACAGGGAGUGGAAAGCUCAUAUAUAUCGGGCAGCUCUCUCUUAACCACUCGAGAACGUGCUUACCGUAUCAAUCAUGAUUUGUCAGUUUGGUUGGGGGGAAUAUGGAGCCUUUCCGCUAAUGUUGUCGCUCUGGACUACUUUUACAGCACGAAUUUGAUUGAUAUGGCAAUACAUAUAAAUCGACAUAAGGCGUCUCAGUUCACCGAUUUAGUGUUUUUUGAUAUGGAUGUUAAGUGAGUUAGCUUAUUAUUGUCUUUGUAUUAGGUAAUAUUUAUGAUAUAAAUAGCAAUUAGAAAAAAUGUGUAAAUUAUCUUAACCAUCUGCAAUGAACAAAGUAAACAUAUAAAACA